This is a messenger RNA of Xyrichtys novacula (pearly razorfish), 273 nucleotides long. The record is from the annotation of a GenBank genome assembly. Lineage: Eukaryota; Metazoa; Chordata; Actinopteri; Labriformes; Labridae.
CAUGGUUCUCGAUGCACACAGGAAGUAGUCUUUGCAUCUACCUCCUUGAUUUAUCCCUCCAAUCUCUGCCAAACCAACUCGAAAUCCCGUGGAUGCAAGAGCUGCAUAUUCACUUCCAACCUCAAUGCAAAAACCACCUACAACUUCCACCUCCCCCCCAACACCACCACCCUUCCUACCCCUCAAGUCCCCUGUCUCAAUCUGAAGAGGAGGAGCAGCAGGGGGGGUGCGGAGGAGAAUAGAGGGAAAGAGAUUGAUGAAGAACCUUUUUGA